Molecule: messenger RNA, 2285 nt
Organism: Planococcus citri (citrus mealybug)
Lineage: Eukaryota; Metazoa; Arthropoda; Insecta; Hemiptera; Pseudococcidae
Product: paramyosin-like
Exons: 8
Coding region: 120-2225 (701 amino acids)
Biological process (GO): epithelial cilium movement involved in determination of left/right asymmetry
Cellular component (GO): centrosome; ciliary basal body
Molecular function (GO): protein binding
Source: RefSeq, a predicted model, not a curated record
ACAUUUUUUUUGAAAAAAAAAAAUAUCAAAAAUUCAAAUUUUUUUCAUCUAUUUUGUGUUUUUUGAAAUUUGAGUGCUCGAUCUCCGUAAUACUUUCUUACAUUCAUACAACUGUAACAAUGGACAAUUCCUCUGAAGACUUUCAACAAAAAUUACGCUCUUGGUUCCAAAAUAAAGGCAUAAUUGAUAAGCUGGUUUUGUAUCUGAGAAGUCAGAUGUUCAUAGAACUUCAAAAUCAUUCCAAAGAAACGAUAGGAGCCGAUGAAAAUAAUUCCGUUUCACCGAAACUUCAAGCUGUCAAACUCUUGAUCGCUGAUUUUCUCUUACGAGAGAACCUACUUUUCGCUCUUUCCGUCUUCUGUUCAGAGGUUCCAGUAUUGUCGAAUUUUAAACGAUACACGAACUAUAUCUCUCAUUUGGCCAGUAUAACGAGCAGCUCUUCUAAAAAUUCAAAACAACUCAAACCAAAAUUCACUAGCAGCGAUGUUCACGAUAUAUUAGAAGCUCUUGGAUUACGCUUAACCAAAGAUGAAAUCAGCGUUGUGCAUAAAAUGUACAAAUCAGAUAAAUUCAAUUCUCUGCUAUUUUGUUUGUUGUAUUUGCUGCCAACGUUACUCAAGAGAAAUAGACAUUUACAGCGAAUUUUAGUAAAAGUGAAGAAGAAAGAUAGAUAUUUUAGAAGAGUCAUUCGAUCGGAGAAAACAAAAGUUAAUCGAAUGUACUCGUUAAUUCAGAACGCUUACGAUGUAGUUUUAAAUCACAAGACUGAAUUAAAUCUCGCACUUCAAAAGCAAAAUGAAUUAUUGGAAAGAGAAACUAUACUAAACGAUAAAGAAGAGUAUUUAAUUUCAAAGGAGAGAGAUUUCGAAAAUUAUUAUCAAGCUAAGAUUAAAGAAGUUGAAAAAAAGACUGCCACUAUUGCCGAAAAAGAUCACGAAUUGCUGGAAAAAUAUAAAAAGUUAUCGGAAGAACAAGACGCUCUGAAUUCCGAAAAAUUGCUAUGGGUUGAAAAAACAGGUCAAAUGUAUUCCGAACGAACUUACGAAACAGUGAAAUUACAGGAAUACGAGCAAAAGUUUCGUACACUUCAAACCGAAGUAUUUGAAAUCUUAAAACAAUGUCGACAAGCGCAAGACAAAAGGAACGUUGAAGUUGAUAAAGCAGUCAAUAAAGAAAUCCAAUGCAGAUUCGAUAUCAUUAAUCAAAGCCAACAGACCGAAUCCAACGAUACAUUAAACCUGGAAGAAUACGUUAAUCUGAUGGAAAAAGAGAACGCAUUAUUGAAAUCUGGUUCAUUCAAACAACGUCAAUACAUCGCUCAAUUAACCACCGAAAUUGUCUUCUUAAAAAACAGACUCGAUUAUUUAGAAAAAGAUUUACAAAUCAAAGCGCAAUUUGAACGAAGAAAAGAGAUGAACGAAGUCGCCGAAAAACUAUAUUCACCUAGAUCUACGCUGUUCGAUAGACCAAAAAGUGUAUCAACAACGUCUAAUUUUAAAAUCAACAGAAGAUUAUUCCCAGAGAAAGAAUUUCCAUCGAGUUCGGAUCCGACGAGUAGUACUUCUAAAGAUGAUACCAGUUUAACCGACGAACUCGUCAAUGAAGCUAAAAAUAAACUCGAGCAAUUGGAAAACGAAAGCGAAGCUUUGAAUAAGAAUUUCAAACAUUUACAAACCGUACUUUCGAAGAAUAUUUCCUUUAGCGAUGAAACUAGUCAAAGUUCAUCGCCUAUUGAUAAACUUCGUCGUAAAUAUACCGCACUUUCGCCCAGAUUCUCUAAUUCAAAUUUAAGUGAUAGUGAUUUGGAUUUGAAAAAUAGUACUUCGUUCAAGAAAAUGUACUGGAGGUAUAAACAAAACAAGCGGAAAGAAAAGCCAGUUGAUGGUGAUGAAUUAAAACCUACAAUCGAUGAACGUAUUCAAGCUGAUAAUGAAAGUAGUUCGAAUGAUCGAAUAAUGUUAGCAAAAAAACUAGCAGAGAAUUUGAAUAUCGAAGAUCCUGAAAUUGAAAAAAAAGAAAGUGAUCGAAGCGAGGCAAACAUGGAAAAUGAAGAUAGGGAUGGAGAAAUUUCGAAAAAAGAUCAUGAAAUCCAGAAUAUUACUAAACAACUCAGUAAUCUGCACGAUUCUUCCGUUACCAAAAGCAGUGAUUCUAAUACAAAACAAGAAGGAGAAUUGUCGGCUGCUUUGAAAGAUUCUGAAAAUUCUUCCGAUUUCUGGAAGUAGGACUGAACAGUGAUCAUUAUUUCGUGAAUAAAAAUUUUCAAUUUUUUGAUGUUAAUAAUA